Messenger RNA from Drosophila rhopaloa, 4057 nucleotides. RefSeq lists its product as uncharacterized. The coding region runs from base 247 to 3897 and encodes 1216 amino acids. The transcript is spliced from 2 exons. The record is from RefSeq and is a predicted model, not a curated record. Lineage: Eukaryota; Metazoa; Arthropoda; Insecta; Diptera; Drosophilidae.
GAGCGUACGAAAUUGGAAGCGAAGAAGGAAGAGGAGAGGGAUCUCGAGCACCCAGCCAUCCACGGGCCCCCAGUAUUAGCAAGUGGUAACAGGGCCGCGUUUGCGUUUCGCCGCAUCUCAAUAUCUGAAAUCAAAACCAAAAUCAAAUUUGUAUCGGUUGAUACCCACAAUCAAACCGAAAUAAAGAAUUACUUUCUGCGAGCCACAUGACCAUUAAUUAAUGUUUCAAGGUAUUACAAACUCAAGAUGGAUACCAAAAACAUGCAAAACAAACCCAUGAAUGGGUCUAGAUUUAUUGAGAUGCUGUCAACAAUAUCAUUGGAAGAAAUAUUAAAAUUUGAGUUCCGUCUUAAUCCAACCAAAAAAUGGGAACUGUUGGUAACCCCCACAGAUCCACUUUGGAAAUACAAUUGUAAUAUUUGCGGUGUUGUUCAGUACGGCGACAAGAAUUUGUUUAGCCACCUUUGUGGUAAAAAACAUAACGCUGUAAUGGUAGCUGAACAGCAAUUGCAAAUAAGAAUGAAGCCCAUUGGAGGUCCACAGAAAGCGGUUUCAGAACCCAUUAAAAAAGGUCCGAACCCCAAUAUGAAUAACAACAAAAACGUAUCUUCCCCCGUUGUGAAAAAUUCCGUUGCUUCCAACAAAAAUGUUGAAAACAAAAGUAAUAGUACUAACACUACCGUCAAGCAGGAAGGUGGAAAUUUAGCUGUGAAAGCUCAACCCACUCAACCCACUCAAAAGAAAAGUCCAGCUACGGGCGUUAACACUCAGAAAAAGCCUAACCCAAACACGGUUCAACAGGCUCAAAAGAAUAUACCGGGAAAUGUUACACCCAUUCAAAAGAAUAUUCAAGGAACUAUUACAUCGCCACAAAAAAAUUUACCAACAGAAACUAAUCCUCCAGCUCCAAAAAGUAUUCCAGGAAAUUCUCAACCUAUUCAAAAAAAUAUUCCAGGAAACAUUCAACCCAUUAAAAAAAAUACUUCAGGAAAUCAACAACCCAUCCCAAAAAAUAUUCCAGUUAUUGGUGCGAUUGCACAGAAAAAACCUAAUUCAAGCACAGGAAAUAUUCAAGCAAAGAAAACUGUUGGUAAUGUGGCCAACCCAAAGAAUCCAGGGAUCAAAAAGAGUCCACAAGCUACAACACCAAACUCAACAGCUCCGUCAAACAUUUCAAAGAAUUUGGGAAGUCCUGCUACCAAAACAACGGGCACUGUGGCUAAUUCCACGCCAAAACCUGUUCAAAACUCGCAGCCCCCAUCAAAAGUUCAGCCUCAAACACAACUACAGCCUAAAACAAAGCCACAGGCAGCAAAAACUGUCCAGAAUACAAAACCGAACAAUGCGGACUUUGCUGGCAACAAGCUAAAUAAUCCAGACAUAGUAAAGAAUCCUCUUUCCACAAAAAUUACUUGUGUUCCGCUUGCCAAGCUUAUCUGCUCUACUCCAGAGCCUGAAGCGGACCCCGAUGUCAUAAUUAUUGAUGAUCAACCAAAAGAACAGUCAAAGGAAAAGCCACAGGAACAACCAAAAGAAAAGCCAAAAGAAAAGCCAAAAGAAAAGCCAAAAGAACAGCCAAAAGAACAUCCAAAAGAGUUUAGAAAGCAACCGGAGACUCCGAAAAAUAUACCGAUUCAAACAAUGAAGCCGAACACCUCGAGUGCGGCCAAAAAGCCAAACAAAAACGUUGCGCCUCCCGUUCGUCCUAAUAUCAAUAGGGUAUUACCUUCUUACGUGGCUGCUCCCAAGGAUUUCGCACCAGCUAGAUCCAGUAGUGGCACAUUUGAAUCCCGGAGUCAAAGCCACGUAAUGGGUCUCGUCGGAGUUGAGUACGUUUUGAAAAUAGUACGCAACUUGUCCGAUAGAAAUGCCAGAUACCAAUGCUGCUUAUGUGAGAUCACUGCUGAUGAGCAAUCGAUGCACAACCAUUUGCUGGGCUACAACCAUCGUCUUAAGUAUUUCGACAAGCAUUUUCCGACUGCAAUGCGUCAGUACCGUCAGUAUGUGUCCCGUGUGCCGGAGGGUGAGGUCUGCAAAAUAAUGAUGCCCAUUUUUGACAAGCUUGCCAUGGCUAUUGAAACCCAUCACGGUCGAAAAACUGCCCAUCUGUGCUAUGAACAUCUGUAUGCCAAAGAUCGCCAAGAGUUGUUCUCCCAGGUGUAUAAUAGAAAGCAUUCGUCGGAAAAGGUGGGCCCUUCGUUUACCCACGUCGUUAACGCCGAAGAGGUUGAUGAGUUAAUCGAAAAAGCUCGAAGCAACGUAGCCUUAAUGAACGUGGAAAACCCGAAUCCCUAUUUCCUUCCAUCAUAUGCAUCUCAGGGUCUGGGUAAUUAUAUGGGCUACCAAAAUGCGCCGGCUGAAAAACUAUCACUGCCUGUUGACGAUGAAACGCACAAGCGAAUGGUUGAUAACUUCCUUAGGGACACCCGUCAGAAUUCGGGCGAGGUCCCGAAGUCCCGAAAUCUAAAGCGAAACCGUUCACGAUCCAAAUCGCCAGAGCAAAGGAAGCGGGUUACCCAGAAGAGGCAUUGGAAUGUGGAGCGCAGGUCGGUGUCGCCUUUGCGAGAUGGGGAUCUGUGGCAGGCCUACCGUCACAUGGUCGAUCUCAAGGUGCGUGAGCUAAACGUGUCCUUUGACCAAUACAAAUCCGACCCGGAACAGCAUCCGAGCUAUCAGUCCGAGUGGCAAAUGUUCUGGAAACGGCGCAAGGAUGAACUUAUACAAGCUGGCAUCAAUCAUCGUUCAUAUAACUUCCAAAACGAGUGGAUUCACUUCUUUAAUGCGCGCAUCGAAGAAUUGUACAAUCAAGAUAUUGAAAAUAUAAAAAUAAAAUGUCGUGAGAGGCUGUGUUUGCCAAUGACCAACAAUGAAUUGACCAACGAAAAGUAUCACGUUCAUUUGCCCAAAGCAGAUGGUCCCGAAUCGAGAAAAUCGGGAGGAACUACAGGUCCGGAAAAAAUGUCCGUGGAUGAGGAGCCUCCGAAUGUGAUCCAUGUGCUUCGUCUUUUAACUGCUUUGGAAGAUUACCUUGGAAGUUUGGGUCGCUUUAUUACCGAAAUGCUAGUAAAGGCUUUGCAAACCCAAAAGAUUUAUCCAGAAAAGGUCCAAUCUUUAAUUUUAACCACGGAAAACUGUGCUAUUUUGGAGACGGUAAAAGAAAAGUUUACGGGUCUCUUGAUCUCCCAAAUAUAUGAUCCUGCCACGGAAAGGGCAUUAAAGAAAGCCGUUAAUGAUACCGAACUUUUGCUUCAAGAAGCCGCUAAAUACAACCAUCCAAAACGUAUCUUACAGUCUGCUGAGAAGCCGGAUUUGCCAAUAGCUAACCAAAAUUCGUAUCAGAACGAAAAACCUUUGGAUAAAACUGAGCUUGCGGCAAAGCUGGCUUCAUCUUUGGUCUCUCAAGGCAAAACAUCUAUUAAUCGUGAGGAACUUCAGAAAAUACUUCAAGUAUAUACGCUAAUAGAGCAGAAGAAACGCCAGGAAGUUCCUUCUACCAGUUCGGUAAAUCCAGUGCCUAGCACUUCCAAUAACUUGGCCCAGAACUCAAAUAACAAUGGUAACUUGUUGACACAACACUCAGCUAGAAAUUCAAACGUUGCGAAUAAUGCAAACAACGUUAACAACUCGACCAGUAUGUAUACUGGUCAAAACUACUCCGGAAAUGUGGCUCGCUUUAACAACCAACAAAACACUAACAAACCUAACACCUUGAACGCGUAUCCGACUGAUCGUGGAUUUGGAUCCGGCGGAUAUCAAAACAAUCAAUUUGGAUCUGGAGGAUUGGGAAUGAAUGCAAGCAGCGUUUUGCGAAACGACCUUACUUCGUCGUCGCUUUUCAACUUCAACACCAACUUGAACCCAGCAUACAACAACCUUAACCGGAGGAAUAAUUUUUAAAUGGUAGUCCUUAAAUUGAAUAGACUUAAACGAAAUUUACAUGAAAACCUAUCUUUAUUAUAACAUGUAUUCACAACAUUUUCAAAUUAGCUACAUUCAUUCAAAAUUUGUACAACAUUUGAACAAUGUAAUGUAAAUAAAUCGAUAUCAUAAUUGAAAA